AGGCAGCUGUUCAAGAUAUCCCUAGUUUGGAACCAGUUUGCAGCGCCGCUGUGUUUUACUGAAGGCAUUUGGGAUCUGCACAUGGUAAGCAAAGACAUUAUGAAUUCCUCAACUGAUCACCUCAGGAUCACGGCUGUGGAAGAAGCUAUGCGCCACAUUGCCAUAGUAACCAACGUUAUCAUCCUGAUCCUGGGAGUUACUGGCAAUGGGCUGGUGGUGUGGGCCGUAGCCAAGAGGGAGAAGCGCAAAACCUUCACCUCCAUCUGUUAUCUCAACCUGGCAGUGGCAGACCUCCUCUUCUCUGCCGGUCGUAUCCCUGCCCUCGUACAGGAGAUCAUGUACUCCCAUUGGCCCUUUGGCCUCGCCUUGUGCAAGCUCCACACGUUUGCCCGCUACCUCACCGUCUUUACCAGCGUCUUCAUCCUCACCAUCAUCAGCGUUUACCGCUGCUUGUUGGUAGCACAGCCCGUGUGGACACGAAACCACCAGGGCCCUCACUUUCACAUCCUGAUGUGCACUGGGGCAUGGAUUCUAGCUUUUGCCUUCAGCGUCCCCUAUCUGGUGGUUCGGUAUAUUGAAGUCAGAAAUGGAGCAUCCUAUUGCAUCUACCGGACAGAUCUCAAGAUUUCCAUAGAUCUGCCCCUGAGGCUGAGCAGAUUCUUUGGGGGCUUCCUUGUGCCCUUCACUAUCAUUGCCGCAGCCUACUUAGUUCUGAUUUGCAAGCUUCGCGGGCGGCGCUGGGAAGGCUCCCACCGAACCUUUGCUUUGGUGGCCACCAUCGUAGCACUCUUCUUUGUCUGUUGGCUGCCCCACCACAUCUUCGUACUUCUCAGCACCAUCGUGAAGUCAAAGGACAUGUGGGGGGUCGGGCUCAAGCUGUCUAAUGCUCUGGCAUACCUCCACAGCUGCGUCAACCCUGUGUUGUAUUGCUUCGUAGGCUAUAGGCGGAGCAGGGGCCUCCAUCGACGAGCUUCUUUCUUGGGUCUCUUCCGCAAGGCACUAAUGGAAGAGGACGAAGCUUCUGUUGGGGCAGAAGCCUCACGGAGCCUGAGCCAGAAGACCUAGGAACCAAAGGAAGGCUGGGCUUCUGCGUCCCAAACUUCUCACAUUUCUAAUAAAGAAGGCUCCUGGCUACUCUCAACACUUUCAGGAAAUAUGGGAGGUUGCAAUGGUCAUAACAGGAGGAUAUGCCAUCAGGAUGUCUGACUUUGAUUCUGGACCUGUGACCUUCUUGAUGCCCAGUGGUGGCUCCAGGCUUUAGAGUGCUGUCUCUGGCAAGACAAAUUCUGUGGGCUUCCCUCUUCCACUUAACCAUUGCUCACUUCCUCUUCCUCUGCAUUUGGGCCCAGUCUCAGCCCUUGCUCAGAGCAGGGCCGACCCUAUCAUUAGGCAGAGUGAGGCAUCAGCCUCAGACAGCAGAUUUGGGCAUUAUGAAAAGGCAACAAAUUGUCAGCUAUUUAGUUCGCUAUUAUUGUAUU
Molecule: messenger RNA, 1478 nt
Organism: Rhineura floridana
Lineage: Eukaryota; Metazoa; Chordata; Lepidosauria; Squamata; Rhineuridae
Product: C3a anaphylatoxin chemotactic receptor-like
Exons: 2
Coding region: 82-1065 (327 amino acids)
Biological process (GO): positive regulation of cytosolic calcium ion concentration; phospholipase C-activating G protein-coupled receptor signaling pathway; inflammatory response
Cellular component (GO): plasma membrane
Molecular function (GO): complement receptor activity; N-formyl peptide receptor activity
Source: RefSeq, a predicted model, not a curated record